AAUAAUUUUCUUGCCUUAGCAAAACUCUUCCAUUCAAAUAUUUGUCUCAUAUAUCUUGUUUACUCAUUGAGACUUUCAAACACAGAAACUGAAAAGUAGCGAAGAUGUCGCAUUUGCAUUUACAGCUACACUCACAAGCACCGUCGCUCUCUUCUUCUUCAACUUCUCGUUUUUCUUUCCUUAAGCUUUUCACAAACAACACUUUCUCUUUAUCUCCAACAACAAACUCUCUUCCUUUCAAACCCUUAACUAUCAGAUGCCGCCACUCUGACGUCUUUGAAACUGGAACCAACCCUUCUAUUCCCACUUCAACCCCCAACAACAACCCUUCAGUUGGAGCUUUACCACCUAGGGUUUAUGUUGGUCAUUCCAUUUACAAGGGGAAGGCUGCUCUCACUAUCACUCCUCGACCGCCGGAGUUCAUGCCUUUGGAUUCAGGGGCAUAUAAGAUAUCUAAGGAUGGUUAUGUGCUGCUUCAGUUUGCCCCAUCGGUUGGUCCGCGCCAGUAUGAUUGGAAUAGAAAACAGGUUUUCUCGUUAUCGGUGGAUGAAAUGGGAAGUGUGAUUAGCCUUGGUGCAAGGGACCGUUGUGAAUUUUUUCAUGAUCCUUACAAGGGAAAAAGCGAUGAAGGCAAAGUCAAAAAAGUUUUGAAAGUUGAGCCUUUUCCGGAUGGUUCUGGAUUCUUCUUUAAUCUCGGUGUUCAAAACAACCUUGCGAACUUGGAAGAAAGCAUCACUCUCCCCGUAACAAAAUCAGAGUUAUCAGUUUUGAGCGCAAUUUUCAAGUUCAUCAUGCCGUACCUACUUGGUUGGCAUACCUUUGCAGACUCGAUAAAUCCGGAAUAUUCUGUGGCGGCGGCGAGUGUGGCACGCAAUGCCAACCCCAAAUAUGGAGGAGACUAUGAAUGGAGCAGAUAGGGAUAUGCUAUUUUGCUUGUAUUACACAACCCUCUUCACACUAUGAACUUCUCAACUUUUGAAAUGUCUUAAAUGGUUUUUACCUGUCAGAUUAGUUGUCUAAGGGGAAUUGCCCUGGUAACUUUUUGUUGAAAUAGAUGAGUAGGAUUCUUGGUGAUAUAAUUUUUUUAGAAAACCAAUCAGAAUCGUUAUAAAAGUUCAUCAAAAUCGAAUCAAACCAUUUCAUUUUAUCUUGAA
Lathyrus oleraceus (garden pea) is the source of this 1154-nucleotide messenger RNA. Its product is annotated as single-stranded DNA-binding protein WHY1, chloroplastic. The coding region runs from base 105 to 917 and encodes 270 amino acids. Lineage: Eukaryota; Viridiplantae; Streptophyta; Magnoliopsida; Fabales; Fabaceae. The record is from RefSeq and is a predicted model, not a curated record. The transcript has 7 exons. Gene Ontology annotation, molecular function: single-stranded DNA binding. Gene Ontology annotation, biological process: regulation of DNA-templated transcription; defense response.